This is a messenger RNA of Carassius gibelio (silver crucian carp), 2043 nucleotides long. RefSeq names its product interleukin-8-like. The record is from RefSeq and is a predicted model, not a curated record. The transcript is spliced from 4 exons. Lineage: Eukaryota; Metazoa; Chordata; Actinopteri; Cypriniformes; Cyprinidae. Gene Ontology annotation, molecular function: CXCR chemokine receptor binding; chemokine activity. Gene Ontology annotation, biological process: cellular response to lipopolysaccharide; chemokine-mediated signaling pathway; neutrophil chemotaxis. Gene Ontology annotation, cellular component: extracellular region. The coding region runs from base 239 to 553 and encodes 104 amino acids.
ACAUUUGGUAGCACUUAUACUGCUUCUAAAUGUUUUUAUUACAGAGUGAAAUUGAAGAACGAGUUCCUGGGAAGAGAAGAAUGCUGAGAAAUCAUAAUUGCACAAACGUUUUUUUAUGUUGUGUGGGAGGGACUGUCUUUAAAAGGGAGAGUGCAGGGCGCUGUAUUCUCACAACCAACAGACUACAGCUUUUUCAUCUCUUCACUAGUGUUGCUCUGCACCAUACUGGCUCAGAAAGAUGAAACUCCCAGUAUCAGCUUUCGUGCUUUUGAUCUGCACAGUUGCGUUGCUUUCCACAACAGAGGGAAGACCUGUUCGCCCACCGCUACGUUGCAACUGCCCUCAAAUGUAUUCAGCUCCAGCAAUUCCAGCUGAUAAAAUACUCUCAAUGAGGUUUUUUACUGCUGGACCACAAUGUAAAUAUGAGGAGAUCAUUGCCAAAAUGAAGAAAGGAGAGAUGUGUCUUGAUCCUACGAAAGACUGGGUAAUUUCUCUCAAAGAAGAAAUCAACAAGAGAAACAUCAAGAGUCAUUCAACUACUACUGUAAUAUAGAAUUUUGUAAUAUCUGGGUGAUACUUUAAGUAUAAUAUAUAAAUGUUCUGUCACUACCAUCUGUUUAUUAAAAGUGAACUUGCAUGAACUUCAUUAUAUCUUAUGAAAUUAUAUUGAUUGUUAUUGUCUGAAUUGCAGAGGCAGACAAAGUAAACAACUUCAUUACUUGAGUGAAGUAUAGAUACUACUGGUCAAAUGCUACUCCACUACAAGUGAAAGUUGUAAAGAGAAGCUUUUUACUUGAAAGUAUGAAAUUACAUGCUUUUAAAAGUACUUAAGUAUCAAAAAGAAAGUAAAUUCAUUGUUUUGUGGCACAUUAUUGUAUACUUACAAUGUUGGUCAGAGGCCAAUAAGCAAAUUUGGCCAGGAUCCCGGGGUUACACCCCUACUCUUUUUCAAAGAACAUCAUGAGAAUUUUAAUGACCACAGAGAGUCAGGACCUUGGUUUAAUGCCUCAUCCGAAAGACUUUUGUCAGUAUACUGUAGUGUCCCCAUGACUACACCCUUGACCAGUUUUUACAGUAAUUUACCAGUAGGACAGAGUAGUAAGACUUUUUAAAUAUGGUAAUAGCAGACAUUUUUUAUUUGUAUUGCCAUAGUUUAACUACAAUGAAGUUAUGUAAAAUUUGUGAUUACAGUAGUUUUACUACAAAUUGCAUAAUUAUGGUAACUAUAGUGAGAGAAUAAUACAUUUGUGAAAAAUGGGAUUUUACUGCAAAUAGCCCACCAUAGUUAAAUAAGUUACUAUAGUAAAAACGUGGUCCGUUUUCGAAAGAGCUUUAAUGAGUUAACUCAUACACAUGCAAGUUCACACAGAAUAAAAGCUAAAUUUUCUUUGUCAUGUAGAUCAAAGUGUAUGUAAUUUUUAUUUACUUUAUGCCGAUCAUUAUCUUCUUUGAUCGUAGCACCUGGCCUACGUAAGGCAUCAUAUACAGUUGUCUCUUUAAAAUCAAUGUGGUAAAUAAACAGAAGAUUACACCACACUAUAAAUAUGUGACUUUUUCAUCUUUUAUUAUCAUAUUUGCCUUUAUUGAGCACACAAUAAUACAGACGUUAAUUUAGCGGGGGAGGUCCCGAGGUUGCCAGAUUUGCAUAACAAAUUAGCCAAGCAUCCUUUAAAAGAUACGCGGGAAACCGCAGGCUUGUAAAUACUGUAAGUUGGCAACACUGGAAUGUCCUGGCAGAACGCAGGCCGGGUUUUUGCAUGAAAAGGGUUUAGUGAAUCUGAAAAUGCACACGCUGGAAAAACUGCUACAUAACGACUUUCUACUUAGGGACCUUGAAAUAAAUGUAGCGGAGUAAAAAGUAUGAUAUUUGUCUUUGAAAUGUAGUGAAGUUGAAGUAGCAAGUUUCUGUAAAAAAUGAUACUCAAGUAAGGUACAGAUACUCAAAAAGUGUACUUAAGUACAGUACUCAAGUAAAUGUACUUUGUUACUGUCCACCUCUGCCGAUUUGUCAUUUUAUAUACUCAUAAAGUUUUGUAUUGUUUU